AACGCUGGCUCCGGUCCAUUAGCUCCCGGGACUCCAGCCUCAGGCGGAAAUGAGCUGCCCGGUAGGUGGCGGCGCCGGGAGACUCUGGAACAGGAAGGUGCGCGGGCAGCCGCGGGCAGCUCACUUAUCGCGGUGUUUCCUCCCUCUCCAGUCCCUCGGGAAGCUCUCGCGAGAGGAGCGAGGGGAAGAUGGCCGUGCCCUGCUUUUUAGUGUGAGGCCGUGGCUGUGACGGCGAGACCGGGAUUGUAGUGUCGCGGGCAGCUAGGCGGUAGCUCCUGCCGGCGAGCGCGUGUCCCUUGGUGCCUAGGCGAGAGCCAGCUCUUCUGCCUCCGGGAGAUGCGUUUGUCCCGGGCUCGGAGGUUCUCUGGGAGUUCAUGCUGUGUUAGAGGCUCCCGGCCACCGCUCUAAUCGCCUUGUGCCGCCGCAACUCCAGCUUCGUCGCCGGCGGUGAGCCUCCCGGAUCCCCUCCUCACCCCUCGCGGCGGCGAUGACCGGGGAGAAGAUCCGCUCACUGCGGAGGGACCACAAGCCCAGCAAAGAAGAGGGGGACCUGCUGGAGCCCGGCGAUGAGGAAGCGGCGGCUGCCCUCGGCGGCACCUUUACCGGAGGCAGGACUGGCACCGGCGGCAGCGGCAAGGGCGGCAAAGCCUGUCAUAAGAUCUUCAGUAACCAUCACCACCGGCUGCAGCUGAGAGCAGUUCCGGCCUCCUCCAAUCCCCCCGGCGCCCCGGCCCUGCCUCUGCACAAUUCCUCCGUGACUACCACCUCCCAGUCCCCAGCUCUUCUAGCCGGCACCAUCCCCAGUGCUGUCGUCGCGGAUGGAGGCACUUGCCCCGCACACUAUCCGGUGCACGAGUGCGUCUUCAAGGGGGAUGUGAGGAGACUGUCCUCUCUCAUCCGCACGCACAAUAUCGGGCAGAAAGAUAAUCAUGGAAAUACUCCUUUACAUCUUGCUGUGAUGUUAGGAAAUAAAGAAUGUGCCCAUUUACUCUUGGCUCACAAUGCUCCAGUAAAGGUGAAAAAUGCUCAGGGAUGGAGCCCUCUGGCAGAAGCCAUCAGCUAUGGAGAUAGACAGAUGAUUACAGCUCUUUUAAGGAAGCUUAAGCAGCAAUCCAGGGAAAGCGUUGAAGAAAAACGACCUCGAUUAUUAAAAGCCCUGAAAGAGCUAGGUGACUUUUAUCUAGAACUUCACUGGGAUUUUCAAAGCUGGGUGCCUUUACUCUCCCGAAUUCUGCCUUCUGAUGCAUGUAAAAUAUACAAACAAGGUAUUAAUAUCAGGCUUGACACAACUCUCAUAGACUUUACUGACAUGAAGUGCCAACGAGGGGAUUUAAGCUUCAUUUUCAAUGGGGAUGCGGCGCCCUCUGAAUCUUUUGUAGUAUUAGACAAUGAACAAAAAGUUUAUCAGCGAAUACAUCAUGAGGAAUCAGAGAUGGAAACAGAAGAAGAGGUUGACAUUUUAAUGAGCAGUGAUAUUUACUCUGCAACUUUAUCAACCAAGUCAAUUUCUUUCACACGUGCCCAAACAGGAUGGCUUUUUCGGGAAGAUAAAACAGAAAGAGUAGGAAACUUUUUGGCAGAUUUUUAUCUGGUGAAUGGACUCGUUUUAGAAUCAAGGAAAAGAAGAGAACAUCUCAGUGAAGAGGAUAUUCUUCGAAACAAAGCCAUCAUGGAGAGUUUGAGUAAAGGAGGAAACAUAAUGGAACAGAAUUUUGAGCCGGUUCGAAGACAGUCCCUUACCCCACCUCCUCAGAACACUAUUACGUGGGAAGAAUAUAUAUCUGCUGAAAAUGGAAAAGCUCCUCAUCUGGGCAGAGAGUUGGUGUGUAAAGAGAGUAAGAAAACAUUUAAAGCCACAAUAGCCAUGAGCCAGGAAUUUCCUUUAGGGAUUGAAUUAUUAUUGAAUGUUUUAGAAGUAAUAGCUCCCUUCAAGCACUUUAACAAGCUUAGAGAAUUUGUUCAGAUGAAGCUUCCUCCAGGCUUUCCUGUAAAAUUAGAUAUUCCUGUGUUUCCCACAAUCACAGCCACUGUGACUUUUCAGGAGUUUCGCUAUGAUGAGUUUGAUGGUUCCAUCUUUGCUAUACCUGAUGACUACAAGGAAGACCCGAGCCGGUUUCCUGAUCUUUAACUGACAUGGAAAAUAAUGCCAUCUAAUCAAGGAAGAAGGAUGCAGAGACUCCACAGUGAAUCCAAAUAGAAGGGAUACAUGCUUUCAGCCAAGAAAAGGGAUCACACAUUGAAUUGACACAUCAGUGAUAGGAUGUAAGGAAAUGGGCCUCUAAGGAUUUUAUCACAUUUCCUGAUGUGCCAUUUUCAGUCUUUUAAAAAAAAUACUUAUUAUAAUUGUAAUAGUUUGACAUGUUAAUUACCCUAAGACCUUCGUAUGUAAAGCAGCUAUGAGUGCUAUGAUUUGUUUUUAAAAAAUUUUUACACUUGUUGAAAUAUAUAUGCAUAUAAAUAUAUCUAUAUCUGUAUCUAAAACACUCCUGGACCAUUAACAUAAAAGUCUUAAGAGAUAUGAAGCCCUUUUAAACCUGUCAUCUUCUAUUCAAGGUGACAUUUAUAAAUAUUCCUUCCAAGCUUUGUUUUCAUAAAAUGUAAACUAUGUAACAUUAUGUAUAUGUAGUUCAGUAAUUUGAAUGUUUGUUCAAUAUAAUGAACUAGAAGGAAUGCAAUUUUCUGUAGAUGAAUGAACCAAAUGGUACCCAUUAAACAAUUGCAUUUAUAUGUUGCAAUACAUUUCAGAAGGAGCAUUCACUCUGCAGGGAAUAAGGUACCUCCUUUAGCACCUUAGUGCAAUUCAUUGUGGUGCUAUUUGUUUUUACUUGAAUUCUUUCUUCAAUGGAAAAUGUUUGUUACUAAUAUUCCUUUCAUAGAACCUCUAUUUUUUUUUUUAACUUGAGUUUAAUAGUUCUUGUUAUGUUCAUGAUAAGAUAUGGUUAGCAUGCUUAAAGAUAUUCCUCUUCCAAAUCUCAGCACUUUAAAAAAAUUCCAGAUUUUUAAACUUGCUUCCUAGUAAGUGCACAUCAGUUUGAUUAUUUUGUUUGUUUUUAGUGGAAUAUGGAUGCAAUGGUGUCAAUUUUGAAAAACAAUUCACAUAUUUUGGACAACCCUACAUAUUUAAUGUUUUCAAAAUAAGGUAAAAACAUUUUAUAUGCUAACAGAAUAUAUUUGUUACAAGUUAAAGUUCAGAAGUAUACACAAGAUUGACAGUUCUAUUGUUUAUUUUUUUGAAGUCACUGGAAAAUAUUUAUUGAUCUUAAUUAUCUCCAAAGUGUUAAAAUCAUGCAAUACUCAUUUUUGCACUGAAAAUUUUUCAUAUUUAUUCCAAGAUGGUUUAAAGGUCCAAGAAUGAAAAUAUACUAGGGAGAAUAUUGUACAUGUAUAAGAGUCACAAAGUAUCAUGUUAUAUUAAAGAGCUUAGCUAAAUGUUUUUUAAAUGUAUCCUGAUAAAUGUAUUGAGUGCAUCUAUCAAGUUUUCUUAGAGUGACCAAUAGUUUAAACUUUUUCCAGCAUUUUAGAUCAUUUGAAAUGUGUUUAGAGACCCUAUUGAAGAGAUGAUUUAUUUAAAAAUCCAAAGCAUCAAUCGUAAGAAAAAUUUUAUAAUAAACAUAUUGAAAGC
Messenger RNA from Nycticebus coucang (slow loris), 3622 nucleotides. It is a transcript of the gene ANKRD13C, whose product is annotated as ankyrin repeat domain 13C. Gene Ontology annotation, molecular function: protein binding. The record is from RefSeq and is a predicted model, not a curated record. The transcript has 13 exons. NCBI's taxonomy places the organism in Eukaryota, Metazoa, Chordata, Mammalia, Primates, Lorisidae. Gene Ontology annotation, cellular component: cytoplasm. The coding region runs from base 488 to 2128 and encodes 546 amino acids.